CAGCCAGGCCCUCUGGGAGCCCCAAGUCUGAAGCAGUUAGGCAGGGCUCCCAGGGGAGGCUGCGGUUUCCACAAGGGCAGGUGUUAGUUGGGUUUCCUAGCCCAACCUCACAGGGAGAACUAUUUUUCUAGAACAUAGGAAAUGUCAAGAGGAACUGACACAUUACAGGUGGUCUUUUCCUGGUGGAAGCCUUCAGCAAACUGCCCCCCUUUUCCUACAGGCAGCUCCCCAUCCCUGUGUUUGUGCGUGGCCCCUGAGGUCAUGCGGGACAGGAGGGAUUGGGUCCUGCUCGCCCGCCAAGGGGUUGGAAUUCCGGGGAGUCUCCGGGCCUCCGUGGCGCUAGGGGGCGCUGCGGACGCCCCGGCCGGCCUCCCGCAGACCCCCUCCGGUCCGCAGUCGCCCGCCCCACGCGCGCCAUGGGCUCCGAGGUCGCCCAGCUGCUGGAGGCCGCCGACUUCGCGGCUCGCAAGCACCGACAGCAGCGCCGCAAGGACCCCGAAAGGACCCCUUACAUCAAUCACCCGAUCGGUGUGGCUCGGAUCCUGACGCAUGAGGCGGGAGUCAGUGACAUUGUAGUGUUACAGGCUGCCCUGCUCCACGAUACCGUGGAGGACACGGACACCACCCUGGACGAGGUGGAGUUGCACUUCGGGGCGCAGGUGCGGCGCCUGGUGGAGGAGGUUACGGAUGACAAGGCUCUGCCGAAGCUGGAGAGGAAACGGCUGCAGGUGGAACAUGCGCCCCACAGCAGCCCCGGAGCCAAGCUGGUGAAGCUGGCGGACAAGCUGUACAAUCUGAGGGACCUGAAUCGCUGCACCCCGGAGGGAUGGUCUGAACAGCGUGUGCAGGAAUACUUCGAGUGGGCUGCACAGGUGGUGAAGGGGCUCCAGGGGACAAACCAGCAGCUGGAAGAGGCACUCAAGCAGCUGUUCCAGGAGCGGGGGCUGGCGCUUUGAAGGGGGCUGGGCGCCCCAGGCCUGCACCUCUCCCUCCUCCCUGAUCCCCAGGGCUAAGAACACUUGGAUUUUUCUGCC
Molecule: messenger RNA, 1034 nt
Organism: Ochotona princeps (American pika)
Lineage: Eukaryota; Metazoa; Chordata; Mammalia; Lagomorpha; Ochotonidae
Gene: HDDC3
Product: HD domain containing 3
Exons: 4
Coding region: 417-956 (179 amino acids)
Molecular function (GO): guanosine-3',5'-bis(diphosphate) 3'-diphosphatase activity
Source: RefSeq, a predicted model, not a curated record